Messenger RNA from Anopheles maculipalpis, 2832 nucleotides. RefSeq names its product kinesin-like protein KIF18A (gene Klp67A). Gene Ontology annotation, molecular function: microtubule motor activity; ATP binding; microtubule binding. The transcript is spliced from 5 exons. The record is from RefSeq and is a predicted model, not a curated record. Bases 1 to 2832 code for a protein of 943 amino acids. Gene Ontology annotation, biological process: microtubule-based movement. NCBI's taxonomy places the organism in Eukaryota, Metazoa, Arthropoda, Insecta, Diptera, Culicidae.
AUGACUGCCGAUUCAAGGAAAAUUCGCGUUGCGGUACGUGUUCGUCCGUUCAACGAGCGGGAAAUGGAGCACAAUCCCCGUAACAUCAUCAAGGUGCUUGAUAAAUCGACCCUGAUGUUUGAUCCGGACGAGGAUGAGGAUGAGUUCUUUUUCCACGGCGUGAAGCAAACGCACCGCGAUAUUACGAAGCGCGUUAAGAAGAAGCUCACCAUGGAGUACGACGAUGUGUUCGACAAUACGGCCACAAACAACGAUAUCUUCGAGGUGUGCAUGAAACCGCUCGUCCAGUCGGUGAUGAACGGUUACAAUUGUUCGGUGUUUGUGUACGGGGCGACCGGCGCCGGCAAAACGCACACCAUGCUGGGAAACACCGACUGUCCGGGCAUAACGUUCCUGACCAUGAAGGAACUGUUCCGACAGAUCGAGUCGCUAAGCGAGCUGCGCAAGUUCGAUAUUGGCAUCUCGUACCUGGAGGUGUACAACGAGCUGGUAAUGAAUCUGCUUACUAAAAGCGGACCGCUCAAGUUGCGCGAAGAUUCAAACGGUGUGGUGGUGAGCGGGUUGGUGCUGAAGCAGAUACACAAUGCUACCGAACUGUUGGAACUGUUGGCAUUAGGCAAUCGCAACCGGACGCAACAUCCGACCGACGCGAACGCGGAAAGUAGCCGAAGCCAUGCGAUUUUUCAGGUGCACAUUCGAAUGGUGGAGAAAAAGACGGGACAAAAGCGUACGGUGAAGCUGUCCAUGAUCGAUCUGGCCGGAAGUGAACGGGCCGCCAGCACCAAGGGUCUUGGCAUUCGGUUUAAGGAAGGUGCGAACAUUAACAAGUCGCUUCUGGCACUCGGUAACUGCAUCAACAAGCUGGCGGACGGGUUAAAGCACAUCCCGUACCGUGAUUCGAACCUUACGCGCAUCCUAAAGGACAGUCUUGGAGGGAACUGUCAGACGGUAAUGAUUGCCAACAUCUCGCCCUCCUCGCUUACUUACGACGACACGUACAACACCCUCAAAUACGCGUCUCGUGCAAAGAAGAUUCGUACGAUCGUGCGGCAGAACAUCGUGCCGUCGAAUGUGCCAAAGGAGUUCCUGAUCAAGAAGGUCAACGAACAGGCGGACGAGAUAGAGCGGCUAAAGUCGAAGUUGGCCGAUUUGGAGGAACAACUUCGCAAGAAGACACAAGCUAUUGCUGCUGCCGAAUCAUCAUCGUCGCCGGCGCUCAACGAAACAUUGCUAAACACGUGGAUUUCGCGUAUCGACAGUUGUUACGCCAGUAUGCGCGAAGCAUUGGAGCGGUUGAUCGCACUGAAGAGCAAGGAAAAACUGAUCAACAUGCGUGUGAAGCUGAAGGAACAGGCGGAAACUAUUGCCCGGGUCGUGACGCUCGAUGGAAGCCAUCUGAACGAGGACAUUGCCAAGCUGGAAGCUACUAUCGAUCGUUAUGGCAAACAGGUUGCAAACCAACAGGCCGAUACAUCACGCUGGAAGGAACGGCUUCGGCAUGCCCGCCGCCAUCGUAAUGCGCUCCGGGAGGAGGUGUUACAGUGCGAACUGGCACCAGUGUUGAAGGGCUAUCUUAGCGGGAAGGAGGCAGAAAUUGAAGCACUCACCGCAACGCUAUGGAAGGAUCAUGUGCUGCAGAUGUCGUUCACGUACGACCAGGAAAACAAACUGUGGCAAAACAUUAUGAUGCUGAGCGGCGAUAUUAUACAGCAGAAUUACCUUUUGCUCCGCAGCAUGGACCGAUUGGACAAUGCCACGUUGGACAAGUUGAAGCGGUUGGUAAAGCUGAACCAACGGCAGCGUGGAGUAACGUUCUUCGACGACGAUUGUCAACAGGAUCAUCGUAACGACAUUGACCUCAGUAGCAACAGCCUUGACGACAUUGCCAAUCUAUCGGAUUGUUGCUCAGAUGACGCGAUUGAUUUCCCGCCCGACAAUGCAAUUGCAUCGUCAACCUUGACCAGUGUCGGUGGUGGUGCCAACAAACGAGCAAAGCUGAAUGAUGGCAGCGAAUCGGAUACGGAACCCUACUCAACGGCACAGGAAAGUGAAGUAGAAAGCAAUAGUGGCGUUGGGCGGAAUGUGUUCAAAAAACCGAAAACAGUUGGCCGAGCGUUUUCAUUUAAAGCCACGACGGCUGGCGGUGCGACCGCACGACCCACGGUGUCUCGCCGGACACCAACGAAGCCUACCAAAGCGGCAGGAACGGCCGGAAUCGGUACACUGGCAUCGCAACGACUUAAAGUACCGCGACUGGUGGUGAGCAAUGUGGCUGGCGGUGGCGGCGGCGAGACGAAUGCACCUGUACGGAAGAAGAUGGUGUUGCCGGGUGCUAGUGGCCAGGAUGAGAACAAAUCGGACACAUCGGAUGAAUCGAACGGGAUCGGUAACAUUGCCAACUCUACUUUCGAUAUUGCCUCGGUCAAAGAUUCUCAAACGGAAUCGUUGUUUUCCAAAGUGCUCGUAGAAUCGAACGUUGAUCCCCUUGUACUGGACAAAGUGCUUCGCCGUGCUUCUAUGAAGGGUGGAAAGAUGGCCCUUUCCGUUAGUAAGGAUAACCGCAAGAAGAGUCCAAAAAGGAUAGGGAAAAGUCCACGCUCGGUGAACCGAACGAACAAUCGAACAAAUGCUUCCGCCAGCUCCGUCAUCAAUCGGUACCGUAUGAUGAAAGCGAAGGACGCGGCAGGAUCGUCGAGUGGUGGUAGCAGUGGCAGUAGCUCGGCGACAAUCACGAAACCACUGCCAUCGGUGAUGCGAACGGCCAACAACAACUUUGAAUCGGACAGUGACCGCAAUCGGCAUAAUCGAUUGAUGGGUAUUAUAAAGAAAUAG